AUGGCUGUCAGAGCGCAGUUCGAGAACAGCAGCGAGGUGGGCGUGUUCUCGAAGCUCACUAACGCGUACUGCCUCACGGCGGUGGGCGCGUCGGAGAAUUUUUUCAGCGUCUUCGAGGCGGAGUUGCCCGACAUCCCCGUCGUUAAAGCCUCCAUCGCCGGCACGCGCAUUAUCGGCCGCAUGUGCGCGGGCAACAAGAACGGGCUACUGCUACCCAACUCGACGACAGAUCAAGAGCUGCUGCACAUGCGCAACUCCCUGCCCGAGUCGGUGGUGGUGCAGCGAGUGGACGAGCGGCUAGCUGCUGCACAUGCGCAACUCCCUGCCCGAGUCGAGCUGCUGCACAUGCGCAACUCCCUGCCCGAGUCGGUGGUGGUGCAGCGAGUGGACGAGCGACUGUCAGCGCUGGGCAACUGUGUGAGCUGCAACGACUAUGUGGCGCUCAUCCACACGGACCUUGAUAGAGAGACGGAGGAGCUCAUAGCGGACGUGUUGGGGGUGGAGGUGUUCCGUCAGACCAUCGCCGGCAACAUCCUCGUUGGCAGCUACUGCGUCUUCACCAACCGGGGUGGUCUGGUGCACCCGCAAACAUCAGUUGAAGACCUUGACGAGCUGUCAUCGCUGCUCCAAGUGCCGCUGGUGGCCGGCACAGUGAACCGCGGCAGUGAGGUGGUGGGGGCGGGGCUCGUGGCAAACGACUGGGUGGCAUUUGCAGGGUUUGACACGACAGCCACAGAGCUGUCAGUGAUUGACAGCGUGUUCAAGCUGCGAGAGAGCGUGGCUCCCAGCGUGGUGCAUGAAAUGCGCGCCUCUCUCAUUGACACUCUUGUAUGA
Molecule: messenger RNA, 834 nt
Organism: Closterium sp. Naga37s-1
Lineage: Eukaryota; Viridiplantae; Streptophyta; Zygnematophyceae; Desmidiales; Closteriaceae
Source: the annotation of a GenBank genome assembly